Messenger RNA from Manis pentadactyla (Chinese pangolin), 2357 nucleotides. RefSeq names its product interleukin 3 receptor subunit alpha (gene IL3RA). Gene Ontology annotation, cellular component: external side of plasma membrane; membrane. The coding region runs from base 618 to 1679 and encodes 353 amino acids. The record is from RefSeq and is a predicted model, not a curated record. Gene Ontology annotation, biological process: cytokine-mediated signaling pathway. NCBI's taxonomy places the organism in Eukaryota, Metazoa, Chordata, Mammalia, Pholidota, Manidae. The transcript is spliced from 10 exons. Gene Ontology annotation, molecular function: protein binding; cytokine receptor activity.
GACACAGCAGACGGCCGCCGGCCCCGUUACAGGGGAUGGGCUGGACCCAGUGUGGCCUGGCGGCUGCCUCCUCAGAGACAUAAGUUCACACCGUGUCCCCAAGGGCACGAGGGGCUUUUCCAACUUCCAAGGGAAGCCGGCCAUUCAUCCCUCCACCAGGAAGUGGACCUUCCCGGUUCGGAUGGUGGGCAGGAAUUAGGAUUGUAACAAAGAGGAACAAGCAAACAGAAACGGCAGCAGGAAAAUUACACUUUUGAGAGAAAGGGUGGCCAUUCCAGGGAAGGCGGAGCGGCUGUCCUCCUGCUGACCUGAAGCAGUGAGGACAGAGAUAAGGGUCCCGGAACAGGUCACAAGCUACAUCCAACCCUCACUGGGUCUUGGUUUUAGGGGUGGGGCCCCACCCGACGCUAUAAAAAGCUGAAUGAAUAGGAAAAAGAGGGUUUGGUUUCUCUUUGGGGAUACUUCCUCCACCACAGCUGGGAAGAGAAGACAGAGAGAGGAGCCUGGGGUCAGAGAGGCUCCCAGCCGGACACGAGAGAGCCAGGCGGGGCUGUUAGCCUCACGCAGGACGCGGCCCUCACCCAGCACAGCCCUCCUCCACGGGACCUGCGCUCACCAUGGCCUGGCUUUGGCUGUCCGUGGUUCUGGCUCCAGUCUCCGCUCUGCUGCCCGCGAAUCAGGAUCCAGAAUCACCGAUUAUGAACUUAAGGAUGGAGCCAAGAAAUAGAACCCUGACCUGGAACCUCAAUGGAAAUGUUUCCAAGAUUGAGUGUGCCGUACAUUCAGGUCAUAUCACAAAGGCAAAAAACAACCGUUACUGCCAGUUCUACAUGGUUCCCUCCUGUGAGAUGACAAACUACAGUGUCACUGUCACCAUGACCACAGGUCAGCUGUUCUCAACGUCGAUUUUGUAUCCUAUGCAAGAAGGUAACCCCAGAGCAGCCGCCCAAGACCUGCACUGCAGGGUCCAUGACGUGGACUUCCUCACAUGCCACUGGGUGGUGGGGUCGGAGGCGCCGGAUGACGUGCAGUACUGCCUCUACAUGGAGGACCUGAAGACGUAUGCGCAGCAGGAGUGCCUACAUUACGGAGAGGAUCCGAGGGGCACACACGUCCGCUGUUAUUUCAAUGUCACCGGGCUACCCAAAGAGCUCCACUUCCUGGUAAAGGGCACCAGCAGGGGCUCCAGCAUCCCCUGUUCAGAACUCUGGGUGGACUUAAUGGAAACUGAGAGACUGAGGCUCCCCAACAUCACAGCAAGGUGUAAUAAAUCCCUUUCUGUCAUGGAGUGGAAAAUGGCAAGUCACUUCAAUGACAGAUUUGUCUAUAAACUUCAAAUACGAAAGGGCUCAGAUCCUCCCUACACGGAGAACCUGGUCUCAGAAAAUUCCUUUGUGCUCUACAACCCCGGAAUCUACACGGUGAGGCUACAAGCCCAGGGAGGCUUCCAGAACGUCUGGAGCGAGUGGAGCGCCACCCAGCGCUUUGGGCCACCCUCGUCCCUGAGGACCUUACCUUUACUUGACUACAUCUGCAAAGCCCCUCUAUUACACGCUGAAAGGUAUCUGCUGCAGAGAGCAGGGUGCCUGCGUCACGGCCACAUAGCAGCGCAAGCAGGCCCCCCGGGCUGCCUCCCAGAAUCGUUGCUCCACGCCAGGCUCCACGUGUCCCUCAGAUGAAUGGCCGCCCCUUUGGACAGACACAUCCCAUGGGACAUUGAGGUUCACCUGCCAUGGCUCAUAUGGAAGACACGAGAGGCAGGGAGGGGCCUUUCUGUACUGACCCCUGUAAUUCAGGGUUCUCUGGAGAAAUAGAACCAAUAGGAUGCGAAAUCCAGGAGAGGAAAUCAUGGGGUAAGAAAUAUCUCUAAAACCAAAAUCAGUCAAAGGGAGAAAUAAAAUUUAAAGCCCGUUUAUUGCUUACAAACUGCAGUCCGGGGGCUGCCUCCCUCCUGCUCCUGCAGAAGCAAGCGAAGCCUCCCCCCAGCCUCUCAGGUUCAGAAGAGCCCUGGGUUGCUCAGGUAAUUACCCCCUGAUAUGGAGAUGAACUACCCCUCUCCACCCCUGAGGAACGCCCAUUUGGUAUGGAUAUGCUGUAAAGACAGGCAAGAUAUUCUGGAUAUGCUUCAGUUUUACCCACAGAUGAGCAUCUAUAGCUAUCCCCAUACUUCUAUCUACUUGGGACAGAUAGAGAGAUUCAUUUUAAGGAACUGGUUAAUGCAAUUGGGGGUCUGGCAAAUACAAAACCUGGUGGGUACACGAAGCAGCUGGACACCCAGGGAAGAGGUGAUGUUGUAACUGGAGUGUGAAGACAGAAUUCCCUCUUCCUUGGAGGACCGCAGUCUUUUUCUCUUGAGG